Molecule: messenger RNA, 1071 nt
Organism: Nelumbo nucifera (sacred lotus)
Lineage: Eukaryota; Viridiplantae; Streptophyta; Magnoliopsida; Proteales; Nelumbonaceae
Source: RefSeq, a predicted model, not a curated record
AUGGCUGAGAACUCUCAACAAUUUGGAGCAAGAACAGAUGGUGCUAUCAGACGAGUUAAUGAGGGAAAUUACAAACGGCAAGGGUUUGUGGCAUAUGCUCGAUUCCUGGGCAUCAUACGGAUAUGUGCCCAUCUUUACAAGAUGGAGUUGUGCACUAACAAAAGGAAGCUAAGGAGAGAUGAGAAGGUAAAGGAUGGGGAGAACGUGUCAGCUGUCAUCAAGAGGACCCUGCCGGAAAAACGUGUUGAUCUAGGUAUGUUUACCUUACCUUGCGUGAUUGGCAACAAAAGAAUUGAGCGUGCCAUGCUAGAUUUAGGUGCAUCCAUUAAUGUCAUGCCAUACUCAAUUUAUUGUGCUUUGAGUUUAGGUCCAUUGAAAGAAACUAGGGUUGUCAUUCAGUCAGCUGACCGUUCUAACGCUUACCCUGAAGGGAUUGUUGAAGAUGUUUUGGUGCAGGUUAAUGACCUUAUAUUUCCAGCCGACUUUUACAUCUUGAAGAUGGAGGAAGAUACUAUCACAAGUUCAACCUCACUUCUAUUAGGCAGGCCAUUUAUGAAAACAGACAAAACCAAAAUAGAUGUGGAUGAGGAUACCUUUUCCAUCGAGUUUGACAGUGAGAUUGUUAAAUUUAAUAUUUUCGAAGCAAUGAAGUACCCCAAUGAAUGUCAUUCGAUUUGUUCAGUUGACAUUGUUGACUCAAUUAUGCAGGAAAUGUUUGGGGAAGAGGAUAUGAAUGCGGAGCUCGAAUUAAGUGCACAAUUGGAUAUGAAGGAAAAGCUAGAUUCAUCCUGUGAAGCUUUGAAACUGAUAGUAGAACAAAAGGCUCCGAAGUUAGAGCUGAAGACCUUGCCAGAUCACCUUAAGUAUGCCUACUUGGGUGACAAAGAAACAUUGCCAAUGAUCAUUGCAAAAGGGUUGACUGAUGAUCAAGAGGCACGGCUCAUCGAGGUUCUAAAGGAGCACAAGAUGGCGAUUGGUUGGACCUUAGCCGAUAUAAAAGGGGUCAGCCCCUCAAUCUGCAUGCAUAGAAUUCUUUUGAAAGAUGGUGCCAAGCUAGUCAGAGAAUCGUAA